CGCCAUCAUUGAGGAGACAAUGAGUAACUGCUCGUCACGAUCCUCAUGCCCGCGUCAAAGGAACGCAAAGACGAGCCGUCGCGUUCAGCGGCGCCCGAUAAAGCGAGCGAGGCCGGCGAAUCUGAGGCUGGCGGGGUAGAUUUACCGGAGGAGAUCAACGAGGACGCCACGGGAGCUGCGACUGCUAGUUCACGAAGCGGAAGGAGAAAGCGGAGGCCGAAGAGGAACGGCGGUAAGCACGAGGCGGAGCCCACGUCGGCACAGCAGGCGUCAACGGCAACGAGCGAGUUCGCCAUCGUCGUCGAAGUGCAGGCGCUGAAGAGCAAAGUCUACGAGAUCGAGCAGCAGGUGCGAGAGAUCCUGCUGCGGCCACAAGGCCCGCCGAAGUCCGCGCGGCGCAGACAGCGGCAUCAGAAGGGCCAGCGCGCGUCCACGCCGCCGGCGGAGGAGGCGGCCGAAGCAAGGGCGGCGGAGGACGCGGCGCUCGCGUCACACGCGCGAGACGAGCUGCGAAGACUACAAAGAGAGCUGGACGCCGCGCAGAGCGAGCUGCUAAGCCUUCGGGCGAGGGAGGAGAGCCCCUCAAGGCCAGGCCCAGGCAGGGGCGCGGACGACGACGGCGCGGAGGAGAUACCGCGCCUGCAAGACCCGGGCGUCGAGGUGCGGCGUCCGCGCCCGCUCGGCCGCGCGAUCACGCUGACGGGCAGCUACCGCAUCCCGCUGCCGGUGGACGUGUCGAGCGAGGACCUGGACGCGAUCGGCCGGGGCAUCAGGUCGGCGCAGAACGUUGCGCGGUCGUUCAUCAGCGAUUUCGAGCACGCGCGGGCGCUUGGGGCGGCGGCGUCGUCGUCGUCGUCGCUACCGCCUCGGAGGCAGCGGGAGGGCGACGGAUCUGGAUCGUGGAGCGAGUGGUUCGGCGGAUAUAGCAUGUCGAUCGCGAGAGCCGUCGAGGGUGUGCGCCUCACGUCGAGAAUCCAAACGACGCCCGUGCCGACGAAGCCGGCCGUCGUUGGAAGGGCGGAGACGACGCCGGCGCGGAGGAAGCCGCGGAAGCUGGAGGUUCGGAGCCACAAGCACGAGCUGGGCGUGCAGGAGGGAGAUGUGAGAAGACGGCUGAGCGAGGGACAGGUCGCUGGCCUGCUGGCCUGAUGGAGAGAGUGGUAUUUCACGUCGUGGAAAGUGGUUAGUGUACAACAUGUAUAAUGUACAAUAGUGCCCUUCUUCCUUGGGGGUCAUCAAGGCAAACACACG
Molecule: messenger RNA, 1251 nt
Organism: Verruconis gallopava
Lineage: Eukaryota; Fungi; Ascomycota; Dothideomycetes; Venturiales; Sympoventuriaceae
Exons: 1
Coding region: 46-1149 (367 amino acids)
Source: RefSeq, a predicted model, not a curated record